AUGGAUGAUCUACCAGUAUUAACAGAUGGUUGGAGGGUUGUUGUUAAUAAUCUUCAUUUGUUAAAAAACACAUGGCUGUUAUUUAGAAGCAUCGGGGAAAAAGUGUUGAAGGUUUAUCCUUUCAUAAACAAUGUGCAUGGUGAAUCAUACAUAACAAAGAACAACUACACAAAACUGGGUCUUACGGUAAUUCCAGAUGAAUUUAUUAACAUGUUCUACAGAAACCACGAGCUAAACGGCAGUUACCAAGUAUUUGCAGGUGGUAAGUACUGGGAUCUAAUGGCAACUAAACUACAUGUUACUUAUGCUUUUAAGGAUGGAUGGCCGAAACUGUGUGAAAGUUUGAACAUAUGUGAUGGUGACACACUGAUAUUCGAUAAGAUUGGUAAUGUGAUAUUUCAUCUGAGGGCAUUCAGGAAUGGAAUCGAAGUUGGAUUGGGUAUUAAAAAAGAAGCAGUAGAGAGUGAUUUCUGUGAAAUAAUAUCUCAAUCAACAUAUCAACGAAAUGCUUAUUAUAACUUUGUUGAAUCUGAUAAUGGAACGGAUACAAGUGGAGAUACGUUGAUGAAUGAGGUUAAAGACAUUGGAAGUGAAACUGAGAAGAUGUUGAAUACAAAAAAAGGAGUUCAAGGUAGUGACAAGAUUGAAAAGAAACGCAAAAAGGUUGCACAAGUUGUUGUUUCAACAUCAAAAAAGGGAAAGGAAAUUGAAGAAACUCCAGAAGUGCUCAAACCAGAUGUUUCAAGCUGUCGUAUAUCAUCAAAAAAAAGAGAGAGGCUUCCUGUUGAAGUAGCGAGGAGAUCUGGUCUUACAAAGAAGCUUCAUGCAUUGAAGAUUAAAACUCUGGAUGGAAAAAUAAUGGAGAACGAAGUGGAAACCGAAAAAAAUGGUGACGUACCGCGUUACAAAAUGGUCAAUUGGGGUAACUUUAUGUCUGCAAAUAGUUUGAAGAAUGGUGACAUUCUUCACUUCAACUUUGUUACCUCAACACAGGUGAUGGAGUUAACAAAUGUGGAUCGAAUUUAA
Messenger RNA from Helianthus annuus (common sunflower), 1026 nucleotides. RefSeq names its product putative B3 domain-containing protein Os04g0347400. Gene Ontology annotation, molecular function: DNA binding. NCBI's taxonomy places the organism in Eukaryota, Viridiplantae, Streptophyta, Magnoliopsida, Asterales, Asteraceae. The transcript has 6 exons. The record is from RefSeq and is a predicted model, not a curated record. Bases 1 to 1026 code for a protein of 341 amino acids.